This is a messenger RNA of Symbiodinium pilosum, 2763 nucleotides long. The record is from the annotation of a GenBank genome assembly. Lineage: Eukaryota; Dinophyceae; Suessiales; Symbiodiniaceae.
AUGCGGCCCUGGCAAUGGGCAACGCUGGCAGGGAGGGCAGUGACCGCUGUGGGUGUUAGCCGCGGCUUCUUCGGGAGCCGGCUGCGUUCUGCUGCCCGGGAUGCUUAUACGGUCAUGGGCUUGGACCGGCGUGCUUCGCAGCAAGAGGUCAAGCAGCGCUUCCGCGUCCUCGCGAAGCAAUACCACCCAGACCUGAACACGGGAGACCGCACGGCCUCCCUGAAGAUGGCUGAGCUUACAAGCGCCUACGACACUCUCAUGGACCCCAAGCGUCGGGCUGCGCUAGAUCAGGCCACAGCCGGCACCUCAGCCGGCGCGGGUCCAGGCUCCAGCUACACCGGGGGUUUUCCCUACGAUGACAGCGACGGCUGGGUGUCGCCCUCACAGAUGUUCUCGGAGUUUUCAGACCUCUUCGGCCGCAACUCCCAGUUCCGACCCAACAUGGAUGCCUCUGCAGCGGUCAGGGGUGAGGACGUCAGCACCCAGCUGGACGUGACCUUCCUGGAGGCUGCUCAGGGCUGCGAGAAGCAGGUCUCUCUGAGAUUGAAACAGGUCUGCCCCGACUGCCGCGGCUCCGGGGCCCGCGAGGGCACAAGCUGGUCCAAGUGCCGCGUGUGCAAGGGCUCUGGAGUUCAUCGGCAGGAGAAAGGCAUCUUCAGCAUGGGCCUCCCCUGCCAGAGGUGUCGCGGUAGCGGUAUGGUUUUGGACCAUCCCUGCCGCGGCUGCCGCGGCGAGAGCACGAAGAUGAUGACUCGGGACAUCCGCAUCAAUGUCCCUGCAGGGGUCCGCAAUCUCAUGGAGCUGCGUGUCCCUGGUGCUGGACAUGCAGGCAGCCGUGGUGGGAAGGCAGGACACCUCUUCGUGCAAGUGAAGGUGCUGCCGCAUGAGAGGUUCAGGCAGGUGGACGACGACGUUCACCUUGACGUGCCUCUGACGUUGCGUGAAGCGCUGCUGGGAGCCGAGGUCUCCAUCCCCAACCUGGAGGGCAGCACGGAGCGUCUCAUAAUUCAGGCACCGGCGCAGCCCGGCACCACAAAGGUUCUUCGGGGUCGCGGGCCCCCGAAGGCGGGGAACCAGGGUCGCGGACACUUGGUUCUGCAUUUCCUCCUGCAUCUUCCACGGAGCCUCAGCCCGCGGCAGGUGGAACUGAUUGAAGAGUUCGACAGCCUGGCGGCGGAGAUACCGCCAGGUCGCAGCACAAGGACAGCCAAGAACUCCGCUCGUGCGCACCUCUCGGCCUCGGCACUGGCCUCGCGGGAGUCCAGCACAACCUCGCAGGGAGGCGCGGCCCGUGGAGAGGACUCCACGAACGCCAGCAACCGAGCCUGGAGCGACUCCACGCCGCAGGAUGGCAAGGAGCUGGACGUCAUUGCCAAAACUCGGCAGCGAGUGCGCGAGGUCAAGGAGCGCGAGCGCCUGGAGCGCUUGCGAGAGGAGGAGGAAAAGGAGCAGCGAAAGAAGGACGCACAGGUGCAGCAUGAGGAGCGCAUGAAGCGCCAAGAGCACGAGAAGCGGCAGAGGCUACUUGAAAGGAGGGUGGAGCAAGAAUCCAAAAUGGUCAAAGAAGCCGAAGACAAAAGACACGACGAGGAGCGCCGACGACAGCAGGAAGAGAGAGCUAAGUCCCUCCAGCGGCAGAUGCAGGCACGGAUCAAGGCCGAGAAAGACCGGGCUGCCAAAGAAAAGAGAGAGCUGGAGCAGCAUGAAAAGGAAGAGCGGCGCCGGGCUGAAGAAGAGGCUGCCAAGAAGGCGGCAGAGGCAACGGAAGCCGCCAAGAGAAGGUUAGCGGAGCGGAAGAAGCAGCAGGACAAGCUGAGAAAAGACGACGAGGAGGCAUCCCAGAGAGGCGAGAGCCGCGGGCGCGACGAGAGCGUGGAGGCUUUGCGCCGCAAGGCAGAGGAGCGAGUGCGAUACCGCUCCCAGGAGCGACGCCGUGAGGAGCAGGAUCUGCGAGCACGCGAGGCUCUGAAGAAGUGCGAGGUUGAGGAGGAGCUGCGGGCAGCCAAAGAAGAGCUGGAGGCGCGACGCCGAUCGGCAGCACAGCGCGCAGCCUCGCACCAACGAAGGGAGAAGGAGGUGGAGGAGCGUGCGCGCCUGGAGCGCGAGGAGCACAGUGCUGCGGCCAAGGAGCGGCUCCAGCUGUACCGGAACCCGCGGGCCAUCGCCGAGCUGAAGGCUUCAGAGGCACCCAUGCCGCUAACGCACGAGCAGCGGCGCUCGGCCUCGCGACGCCGGCACGCCGAACAGGAGAAGCUGCGCCGCUAUGCGGACGGCAUGCCUGUAGAGUCUGAGGACAGCGGGAGGCCCCCGCCACUGCCAGGCGCCCCGGGCCCCGGUGCCCGCGUGCGGCGAAGCAGCCGCAAACCGGAGAAGGAGAAGGCGGAGCGGGGCCGGCUUUCGCCUUCCAGCUCGCUGCAAACGGGCUGCUCAGAGACGGAGUCUGCCCUGGAACCCCUGGAGGAGCCGCCGCAGACACCGGAGGCCCCGGUGGAGAUUCCAGUGAAGACCCCAGCGGAGGUGCCCCUGGAGGCGCAAACGCCGCCUGUGCCAGCGGACGAGGCCAAGGAAUCCAAGGAGUCGGAGGCCAUUGAGGAGCGGGCCGUGAGUUGUGGGAUAAGCGGAGGAAAGGUGGGCGAAGUCCAGGUGCCGCCAGAAGAGCUGGUGCAACCGGCGGAAGAUCUGCUGGAACCUCUGGAGCCUGAGGAUUUGGAGGAGAUCGAAGUUGAGUCCAACCUGAGCAUAAGCUUGCACAUUAAGAUUUGA